Messenger RNA from Nannospalax galili (Upper Galilee mountains blind mole rat), 3621 nucleotides. It is a transcript of the gene Pip4k2a, whose product is annotated as phosphatidylinositol-5-phosphate 4-kinase type 2 alpha. Lineage: Eukaryota; Metazoa; Chordata; Mammalia; Rodentia; Spalacidae. Gene Ontology annotation, molecular function: phosphatidylinositol kinase activity. The transcript is spliced from 11 exons. Bases 248 to 1543 code for a protein of 431 amino acids. Gene Ontology annotation, biological process: phosphatidylinositol metabolic process. The record is from RefSeq and is a predicted model, not a curated record.
AGCCGCUCGCAGCGCGCCUGGUCCAGCCGCGGGCUGCGCGGAUCCCCGGCGGGCGCUGGACCGGGCGGGGGCGCGAGGCAAGCGCAGCUGCAGCCCGGGCGGCCGAGCGCGCGGAGCGAGUGGGGCUGGAGCAGGCGCCGGGCUGCGGCUGCCCCGGGGGAUGCGGCGGCCUCCCCGGGCCAGGGUGUAGAGAGGGCGGGUACCCGGGCUCAGCUGCGCGGCUGUGGAGGGGACCGAGGCGGCGGCCAUGGCGACCCCCGGCACCCUGGGGUCCUCCGUCCUGGCGAGCAAGACCAAGACCAAGAAGAAGCACUUCGUGGCUCAGAAAGUGAAGCUCUUUCGGGCCAGCGACCCGCUGCUCAGCGUCCUGAUGUGGGGGGUCAACCACUCGAUUUUGGAAUGCUUGUCCACACAGGAGAGAUCUUGGGGAUGGGGCCCAAGUCUAUGCAAGUUACAUGGCCCGAAGAUCAAUGAACUGAGCCAUGUUCAGAUCCCUGUUAUGUUGAUGCCCGAUGACUUCAAAGCCUACUCAAAGAUAAAGGUGGAUAACCACCUUUUUAACAAAGAAAACAUGCCCAGCCAUUUCAAGUUUAAGGAAUACUGCCCAAUGGUCUUCCGGAAUCUACGGGAGAGGUUUGGCAUCGAUGAUCAAGAUUUCCAGAAUUCCUUGACCAGAAGUGCUCCCCUUCCCAAUGACUCCCAGGCACGCAGCGGGGCUCGGUUUCAUACGUCCUAUGACAAAAGAUACGUCAUCAAGACCAUUACCAGCGAGGACGUGGCAGAGAUGCACAACAUCCUCAAAAAGUACCACCAGUAUGUGGUAGAAUGUCAUGGGGUCACCCUUCUCCCCCAGUUCUUGGGAAUGUACCGGCUGAAUGUCGACGGAGUUGAAAUAUAUUCGAUUGUUACAAGAAACGUGUUCAGCCACCGUUUAUCUGUGUAUAGGAAAUACGACUUAAAGGGCUCCACAGUGGCUAGAGAAGCUAGUGACAAAGAAAAGGCCAAAGAACUGCCAACUUUAAAGGAUAAUGACUUCAUUAAUGAAGGCCAAAAGAUUUAUAUCGAUGACAACAACAAAAAGGUGUUCCUGGAAAAACUGAAAAAGGAUGUUGAGUUCCUUGCACAGUUAAAGCUCAUGGACUACAGCCUCCUGGUGGGAAUUCAUGAUGUGGAUCGAGCUGAGCAAGAGGAGGUGGAGUGUGAGGAGAACGACGGGGAGGAGGAGGCGGAGAGUGAUGGCACCCAUCCCAUUGGGACCCCACCUGACAGUCCUGGAAAUACACUCAACAGCUCACCACCCUUGGCUCCGGGCGAGUUCGAUCCAAACAUUGAUGUUUAUGGAAUUAAAUGCCAUGAAAACUCGCCUAGGAAAGAGGUGUACUUCAUGGCCAUCAUUGACAUUCUCACUCAUUACGAUGCAAAAAAGAAAGCUGCCCACGCUGCAAAAACUGUUAAACAUGGAGCUGGAGCUGAGAUCUCUACUGUGAACCCAGAACAGUAUUCAAAGCGUUUUUUGGACUUUAUUGGCCACAUCUUGACGUAACCUCUCACUCAGCCUCGGAUGGACAUGACCAUGGGAAGGCCAGUGGUGGCUUCGGUGUAGGAAAAAUGAAAACCAAACUCAUUGAAGCACUCACCUUGCAGGAAGCAAACCUCCUUGUUUACAUCUUCAGACUGAGAUGACUGAAGUGGGGGGCUCCUCGCUUUAACAGCUACCUGAUAUUUCCCAGCAUCGUUCUAGCUAUUUCUGACUGUGUGUGUGCUCAUGCACUCUCUCGUGCACAUUUUAAAUUAAUUAAUUAACUAAUUAAUUAAAACCAAUUGGCUUAAAUCAGAGUGUGUAACAACUAGACCCCUCUCUGAUCCCAGCUAUCAUCCAGUGAAUGAAUGAACGUACAAGCACAUGGGAGAGGGAGAAGUGACCAUGUUGGCAUCACACAAUAAACUGUAGAUCAGUUUGUUUUGAGUUGAAAGAUGUGAGACUAUUUGUAAUAAUGAUCAUGUUUAAAAUAAAAUCUAAAAACUGACUGCAGCUGUUACCCUUCUACCCAGCACGCAGACCCUCCUUGCUAGUUGUCACCUGAGCCCACAGCUCUGUGCAGAAGAAUGAUGAUGUUUCCGCGUGUACUGGAUCAGGGUUCUGUCCUCACAGUAUCAUGACCCCUGGUUAUUCCAGGCUAACCAAGAGGCUGAUGCCAAGAAACUGUCUACAUUUUCAACUUCCGUAAAUAUGUCCAGGAAAACUGCUUGCUUCUCUUUUCUUGUCUAGAGAUUCUGCAUUGUUAUGCCCUUACUUUGGUCUGUAGGAAUUCAUGCUACAAAGUAAAAGUAAAGCUUAUCUGAAUGGUGCAUAGUUUGGGGCAAUAGUAACUACAUCUCCCACUGCAGGAAGAUGAGGAAGAAGUUAGAAUCCUCCUGUGACUGACGGCAAAUCCGAAUUAUAAGAGGUUUAUGUUUGACUAUGGUUUAAACAGUGGAAUUUUGUUAUGAAUUAUCCCUUUAACUGAAACCCUCAGUUUUACUGUUUACAUGGUUAGAAAAACAGGGAUAUUUUUGAAUCUAAAAAUUUAAUAUACAGCAUGUGAUUUUUGAAGUUUACAUGUAAAGUCAUUUUAUGACAUAGGAAAAAUAAUGUUUGUUGUAUUUUGAAAUGUGUCCUGCAGUUGUGUUUUGAGUGAAUGUUUUGUUCAAAGUACAUGGUAGACAGUCUUUCACCAUAAAAGGAAAAGGAUUUUGUUUCUCCAGAUGUAUAUUUAUCAACCUAAUCGUUUUUUUUAAGAUUAAACCCCAAAGCUGGUUAUGUAAGUUCAUUGCCCUAAACCAUGCUGAUUGUGUGUAACCAAGUUAAAAAACUUCCACCAUUGAUUAUGAAUCUACCAAAUUCCCUGCAAUUCUAAAGGCCUCAUUAUUAAAUAUUAGACUUGCUUAGAGUACUUUAUGAACUUAUAUGCUGUGCUAAAGCUGUGCCUUUAAAACUCUUUGUUUAAUAUGUGAGAUGGUUUUUGUAGGCAGUUUUAGAAAAGGAAAAAAAGAAAUUCUGCCCUUCAAUAAUUACCUACAAGACAACAAGUCCCUUGCCAGGCUGCCUUUUCCAGUCACGUUUGGCCUCUCCAGGUGCAACUGUGCCCAACAUGUGUGGGCUGCCUUCCACAGUGCCUGGAAGCCAGCAGAACACCAUCUGACUACUCUCUCCUGACCUGCCACAGAUAUGUUGCCUGAUGAUGUUAACUCCACUGUAACAUAGUUGUACAAAUCUGUAUUUGAUGCAUUUGAAAUAAUCAAUGCUAUGAUUUGGUUCCUGGCCACCAUCAAUUCUGGCAUCCAAUCUGGUUCACUGUUCUGAAGCUUUGCUCUAAUCUUUGUCCCAAGACUUACAAGCCCAAGACCCUGCACAAAAGAUGAAGGUACACACACAUGAUCUGAGUGACCAUUUCCUUUGUAGCCAAUCUGUGUAUUGCUUUUAGAAGUUUACAGAAAAGCUUUGUUUUUGUCUUUAACUGUCUCUGUCAUCCAGAUAAGCUGUUUGAACAGAGCGAGGAUGUGUGCCGUGUAUCCCCCAGUGCUGAUAAUACUCUCCAGUCAUGAGCGAGCUUUAUGAAUAAAGCACUUUGAUGACUCGCA